Molecule: messenger RNA, 1006 nt
Organism: Trichomonas vaginalis G3
Lineage: Eukaryota; Parabasalia; Trichomonadida; Trichomonadidae
Product: organellar and viral DNA polymerase type B
Exons: 1
Biological process (GO): DNA replication
Molecular function (GO): DNA-directed DNA polymerase activity; DNA binding; nucleotide binding
Source: RefSeq, a predicted model, not a curated record
AUGUUUAACUUACAAACAGGACCGAAAGAAGUAUUUCCAUAUAACUACUACAGCAGUGUUUUGUUAGCAAAUGACAACAGAACUGGUGUCAUUUCUGAAGCAUGUAAGUUUAUCCGGGAUGCAGAUACAUUUAUGAAAAACAUAGAUUCCAUCAAAGGUUGCAGAAUAGAUGAGAACCACUUCGACUUAGAAAAAUAUAGCACGUUUUACUGCAAACAAGAUGUAAGAAUUUUAAGAGAAGGUUUUGUAAAGUUCCGCAAUGACUUAUUGAAAGAGUUUGAUUUAAACGUUUAUGACUACGUUAGUAUUUGUUCAAUUGCUAACAAAUUGUUUGAGAACAGAGUAUACUUCCCGAAUGGAAAUCUUUAUGACCUCUCAAAUAAACCAAGAGAAUUUAUUUCGAGAUGCAUUCAAGGUGGAAGAUGUAUGUUGUCAGAUAACAUGAAACAAAAGAGCAAAAAGAAACUCAUUGCUGACUUCGACACUGUUUCAUUAUAUCCUUCAGCUAUAGCAAGACUUUAUACUUUAGAAGGUAUUCCAAAAGUAUUGAAGGAAGAAAUGUUAAGCACAGAGUAUCUCAUGAGACAUUUAUUCGAUGAUGACCAAAAGGAACCCAUUGGUGAAAAGUUUAUGUCUGGCUUCUUUGUUCUCAUUAAGAUAACAGAGAUUGGUAUACCCAGACACUUUCAUUUAAUAGUUUGCGACCCUGAACUAAAUCCAGAACUUAACGUUCCAAGAAGUUCAAACACUUGCUGUCUCAUGUAUGUUGACCAUAUAACAUUACAAGACCUCAUAAAAUAUCAAGGUGUCAAAUGUGAAGUGUUGCAAGGAUACUAUUACGAUGGAAACAGAGAUAUGAGAAUAAGAGAUGAAGUAAAGAAGUUGUUUGAGUUAAGGUUAAAGUAUAAGAAAGAAGAAAACCCCUUACAAGAAAUUAUAAAACUCAUUCUGAACAGCAUUUAUGGCAAAACUAUUCUAUCUCCUAUUGAGUCAAAAAUAACCAUAG